GUGCAAUCGACGAAUGGAAUAACCAUAUUUUCUUGGUUUUUAUUGUGCGUUGCCAUUCAGUUUAUGUUCAAUUAAUCAAAAGUUUUAAAGAAAAGAAUAAUAUCAAAUACAUAAAUCGUGAAAAUUUUGUUAUGAUGGAGGUCGUUCACUGCACUAGAUACUGCAAACGCAUUGCAUCGAAAUGUUAGGGUACAAUUAAAUAGCAUAAAAUCUUCACAUUUCAAUCCAACAACUAUAAUUACAAUUAUUUCAUCUAAGUCAAUAAAUUGGCUACCGACAACCUAUUUUAAAACAAUAAAAAAUACACACACUCACACAUAUAGUCGCAAUUGUGACGCAAUAUUUUAACAAACCAUAACAAAGAAAUCAAAUUAAACAGAAACGCUGGAAGCGACCGUGAUUGUGUGUGUGAUAAAACGGCGUUAAAGUGACGGACGAUAAGAAAUUUGUUGCCAAAAUGCCAUCGGCAGCAAGGCCGGGCAGUCUAAAAGAUCCGGAAAUUGCUGAAUUAUUUAAUAAACAUGAUCCAGAAAAAAUAUUCGAAGAUCUUCGUGAAAUCGGUCACGGUUCAUUUGGGGCUGUGUACUAUGCACGAUGUACGCUCACCAAGGAAAUUGUUGCGAUCAAGAAAAUGUCGUAUGUUGGACGACAAAGUAUGGAAAAAUGGCAAGAUAUUCUCAAAGAAAUUCGAUUUUUACGUCAAUUAAGUCAUCCAAAUACGAUCGAAUACAAAGGAUGCUAUUUACGUGAGAAUACCGCAUGGCUGGUGAUGGAAUAUUGUGUUGGUUCAGCAUCUGAUAUUAUUGAAGUGCAUAAACGACCAUUGCGCGAAGAAGAGAUAUCAGCAAUCUGUGAUGGUGUACUGCAAGGCUUGAGCUAUUUACACAGUUUGGGCCGAAUACAUCGUGAUAUUAAAGCUGGCAAUAUUUUGCUUACCGAACAGGGUGUUGUUAAAUUGGCCGAUUUUGGAAGUGCAGCAAUCAAGUGUCCGGCAAAUAGCUUUGUGGGCACACCGUAUUGGAUGGCGCCCGAAGUGAUUCUAGCCAUGGACGAAGGUCAGUACGAUGGCAAAGUCGAUGUGUGGUCACUUGGUAUUACAUGCAUCGAAUUGGCCGAACGUAAACCACCAUAUUUCAAUAUGAAUGCAAUGGCCGCACUUUAUCAUAUUGCACAAAAUGAUGCACCAUCACUUCAGUCACUAGAUUGGUCGGAAACAUUUCGAAGUUUUGUCACUGAAUGCCUCAAUAAAAAUCCACUCAGUCGGCCCACAUCCUAUAAACUGCUAUCGCAUCCGAUUGUUAAGAAGCAACGAACGACAAACGUAUUGGUUGAAUUGAUUGCCCGAACGAAGGCGGCCGUACGUGAAUUGGACAAUUUGAACUAUCGCAAAAUGAAGAAAAUUCUAAUGGUCGACUCAUGCGAAACGGAGAGUACAAUUGGCGAUUCGGAGGAAACAAAUGACGAACAAACGGGCGGUGACAGCAGCAAAAGCAACAGCAUUACGUCGGAACAUUCGAUUCAAUCGGUUGGCAUUUCGGCAAAUAGUAGCCAGAGUUCGUCAAGCAAUUCAAUUCCACAAAAUCAACAUCAUGGCGGUGCGAUUUCACGGGCAUCAUCACGCCACCGUAAUCCAAUGCCACCGCCAAUCAAUGCAAAUAUGAAUAAUAAUUUGCCACCGCAAUUGUCACAACAUCAAUACCAUCAAUUACAGCCAAAUCUAUCAUCAUCUUCAAUUAAUCAAAUGAAUAUAAUGCCUAAUUUUGCUGGAUCUAGUUCAAGUCAUUAUGUAAAUCAUUUGCCACAACAGGCCAUGGUGAAUGCGGUUUCCGAGCAUGGUGCCAACAAUUUUGCAACCAUACGAACGACCAGCAUCGUUACAAAACAACAAAAAGAGCACAUGCAAGAGGAAAUGCAUGAGCAAAUGUCCGGCUACAAGAGAAUGCGACGAGAACACCAGGCUGCUCUCGUUAAGCUCGAAGAGAGAUGCAAAGUCGAAAUGGAAAAUCAUAAAACCGCCUUAGACAAAGAGUAUGAUAUGAUAUUGCAUAAUUUUACCAGAGAAUUGGAUCGAUUAUCGGUUAAGCAUCAACAAGAACUAGAAAAACGGGUGAAACAACACAAUGCUGCCGAAAAGAAAUUGUUCAAAGAGAUUUCAUUGAAACAGGAAGGCGAUCGCAAGAAUUGGGAAUUGAAUAAGAAACGCGAAUACAAAGCGAACAAAGAGCGAUGGAAACGUGAAUUAUCGAUGGACGAUUCGACGCCAAAACGACAACGAGAUGCAACAUUGCAAUCGCAAAAGGAUAAUCUAAAGCAGGCUGAAGCACAAGAAGAGACUCGGCUACUCAAAGGUCAAAAGGGCUACAUUGAAUUGGAGAUGCGAAAAUUCAAACGACGAAAAAUGCUCAUCUUUCAUGAGCUAGAAAAUCAAUUAUUGCACGAUGAAUUGAGCAAAAAACAACAACAACUGGAGCAGGCACAUGAGAUGUUGUUAAAACAUCAUGAAAAAACACAAGAACUAGAAUAUCGCCAACAAAAGAGUGUACAUAAUUUGCGUGAAGAACAAAUAGCCAAACAGCAUGCAACUGAAUUGCAAAAUCAACGAGAUUAUACAGAACGUGCCGAAAAGGAAUUAUUACGCAAGCAUGCGGCUGAAGUGAAACAACAGCCCAAGAGUUUAAAGCAAAAAGAGCUACAGAUCCGAAAACAGUUCCGUGAAACGUGCAAAACUCAAACUAGACAAUAUAAGGCAUUGAAAUCGCAAAUAUUGCACACAACACCGAAAGAAGAACAAAAAGCUGUGAUAAAGAAAUUGAAAGAAGAACAACAUCGGAAAUUAACUCUAUUGGGUGAACAGUAUGAACAAACCAUAGCCGAUAUGCUGCAAAAGCAAAGCUUACGAUUGGAUGAAAGUCAAGAGAUCGAGUGUCAAACAUUGAAGGAACGAUUGCAAUACGAAUUAGAGAUUUUGAUGGCAUAUCAAAGUAAAAAUCGUAUGCAAGCGCAGUCACAACGUGAUCGCGAGCGAAAAGAACUUGAAGACAGAGUCAGUGUUCGACGUUCAUUACUUGAGAAUAAGAUGGACGCUGAAUUGCAACAAUUCAAUAACGAACGUGCUGAACGAAUAAGACAAUUGAAUGAGAAGCACGAGAAAGAGAUGGAAACAUUCGAUGACGAGUCAACUCGAUUGGGUUUCAGUUCAUUGUCUUUGGCCGAAUCAUCAAAAGAAUGUUAUCCAGAUGAGGAGGGAAGUUUAUCUGGAUCGAUGAUUAGCCUAGCGCAUAGCAAUAGUUCAACAAGUUUUCCAUAUAUAGCAAACGAAAGCCAGAAAUAGUAUUGAUUUGAGAGUGAAUUGCAUUAAUUUAAAUCAAUAACAACCGAAAAUGAAAAUCAAAGAAAAUACCCGAAAACAAAAAUCAACACUCAUUUUAAGCUUCACACACGCAUACACUCACAAAACUACCUAUUCACCACGUCCUCUCCUACAAUACACAUUCAUAUAGUGUCACCUCAUAGAGAAAAUUAUAAUCUGUUAACUUGUACAGUAAAAGAAAAACAAACAAACUA
Messenger RNA from Contarinia nasturtii (swede midge), 3564 nucleotides. RefSeq names its product serine/threonine-protein kinase Tao (gene Tao). Bases 458 to 3331 code for a protein of 957 amino acids. Lineage: Eukaryota; Metazoa; Arthropoda; Insecta; Diptera; Cecidomyiidae. The transcript is spliced from 9 exons. The record is from RefSeq and is a predicted model, not a curated record. Gene Ontology annotation, biological process: protein phosphorylation. Gene Ontology annotation, molecular function: ATP binding; protein kinase activity.